This is a messenger RNA of Lutzomyia longipalpis, 1772 nucleotides long. Its product is annotated as alpha-tocopherol transfer protein-like. Gene Ontology annotation, cellular component: membrane. NCBI's taxonomy places the organism in Eukaryota, Metazoa, Arthropoda, Insecta, Diptera, Psychodidae. The coding region runs from base 592 to 1491 and encodes 299 amino acids. The transcript is spliced from 4 exons. Gene Ontology annotation, molecular function: phosphatidylinositol bisphosphate binding. The record is from RefSeq and is a predicted model, not a curated record.
CUUGUGAAGUGUAUAAAUGUUUUUUUUUAUUUGUAUGAAAACAUCUCUCAACUACAUCAUAAGAAAGAAUCCUCUAGGUCAAGUUGCGAUAGAGCAUAAUAGAGUGGGGAAUGACUUCUGUGGAAGAGACGGAGAAGAAUAAUAACGUAGAAAAGUCUUUUUUGCCAUUGACGAUUUGGCACACACUUAAAAGAACGAGCGGCUCAAAGAGUAAACGCGAUAUACAGAGACACAGCGCGAAGUAUGGGCACAUAGAGAUCUUAGCGAAACGUAUGACCGCUCAAGAUGCAUAAUGGGAUGACGUGGCUUGGAUUUCUUUUCUCCAUGCCUCAGUCUUUCAAUGAAAGCCCCAGCAACGGACGUGCUUCUUCAUUCGCUCCUCUUCUUGCCUUGAGAAAAGGGAGAGAUCUCCGUUCGAGGGAUCAGUUCAAAAGUGAUCGUAUUUAUGUGAGUGCUCGCGAUCAUGGAUUAAAGUUUUUUUUUUUUUAAAUAAUUUGCCAAAUAAUUGUGAUUUUUAAUUUGUUCCUCAGAAGUGUUUUGCCCUCGCGGGUUAUUGAACUUUUGUUGUGAGAAUAAUUUAUAAAAAUUAAAAUGAAAUUCAUUUCUCCUGAAAAGGAGUACGCAAAGAAUCCUGACCUAAAGCGGGAGGAUGUGAGAAAUAUUCUCGAGUGGCUCUGUCGGCAGCCACAUCUACCAAAUAUCACUGAAUCCGAGGCUAUUUUCUUUCUUCACGCCUGCUACCACAGCAUUGAGCAGACAAAGAAGACAAUUGACAACUACUACACCAUCAGGACUCACACCGUUGAUCUAUUUCGCAAUCGCGAUGUCUGCUCCAAGGAAAUGUUGGACAUCUCCAAUGUUAUGCUGUACACACCCCUCCUCGAUGAACACCCCGAGGGGCACAAGGUCAUGUACGCGCGCCUCAUGGAUCCCGAAGUUACGAAAUACAUUCACGCCGAUGCUGUGAAAUUAUAUAAUUUCGUCUUUGACCAUUGGCUGUGGACGGAGGGCACUGCACCUGGGCAUGUCCUUGUUGUGGACAUGGACAGCGCCAGCCUUGGCCAUGUGACACGAAUGAGUCUCUCUGUGGCUAAGAAGUACCUUCACUUCCUCCAGGAGGCAAUCCCAGUGCGCCUAAAGGGACUUCAUAUAAUCAACACGGCAUCCUUCAUUGAUAAAAUCCUCGCCCUUAUUCGUCCCUUUGUGAAGAAGGAACUCGUGAGUUUGGUGCAUUUUCACACCGACAUGGAGACCAUAUACCCAAUGAUUCCACAGAAAAUCUUCCCCAAGGAAUUUGGUGGGAAGGCCGCAUCAAUUUUGGAGCUACACAAGAAAAUGAAGGAAAAACUAUUUGCCAAUCGUGACUUUUUCAUCCAUGAGGAAAAUACACGGCUUGUGAAUGAGAAAUUGCGACCGAGCGGGAAGAAAAACGCACCUGUGGACGAGGCUUUUGGGUUCGAGGGCAGUUUUAAGCGAUUAAACAUUGAUUAAAAUACAAUAAAACAUCAAUUGUACGUACAGCAUGUGGCUCAGGAAGUACUCAACGACUGGCGGUGCAAUUUUUGUGCGAGAAGACUCCUAUUUGGGUCUCCAUCAUCACCACCACCAAAAAAAAUAACUUUGAUGAUCACUAGCCCAGAACUAAAUUAUUUUUGAAUUAUAUUGUUUUUAUAUUAUUUUACCUUUUCAACCACACAAUAUUGUAUAUGUAACACCUUUUUUUUGUUAUUACUUUCAAUUAUAUAUAAGCAAUUGUGUUACGGGAAUUUAAA